CCCUAACCAAUUCAAGGUGAAGCCUUAUUCUAAACACGUACAUUUGUUAAUGGCGAAUUCGCGAUUUUAGAAGCUUAGAGAGAACAGAGAUGCAGAGAAGAGGACGAUCUACCAGUUCGGAUCUGCUACCGUAGUCAAUACCAAUCAUCUGUUCGUCGAUUAAGUAGGACGAUUUAUUGAAGCUGGUCCUUCUUAGCUGGAAUUAAACAACCAUGUCCUGCCUGGCUCUCUCCCUGCAACCUGCCAAUGGCUCUGACAUCCUCCUUCAGACCCGGGAGUGGUUCCCUCCAGCCCGUGCACUUGCAGCUCUCACCGCCUUCCGUCAAACGCGGCUUGCCUUUGCCACCACAAAGCAUCGACAACACCAACACAACCAUCCUUCAGAAACUGACGAUUCUGCUGCCUCCAGUGCCACUGCUGAUUCAAUCGCCUCCCUCGGUGACGACCCACUUGCAGCUUCCAGCGGCCAGGUCAUAGUUGGUGUGGAAAGCCGUUACCGUGUGGUGUACCGCCUCGUCAACGGCAUCUAUGUGCUUGGUAUCACCACUGCAGACCAUGAUAACUCCAUCAAUGUCUUUGAAUGUAUCAACAUCGUUAACCAGUCUGUUAGUGUCAUUGUCACUGCCUGCCGCGGAGUUGACGUCACUCCUGAAAAGCUCAACCGGAAGUAUGCUGAGAUCUACAUGGCAUUGGACAUUGUGUUGCGUGGUGUUAGUAGCAUUCGCCUCGCGGCAAUGCUUGCUUCAAUGCAUGGCGAGGGGAUUGCCAAGAUGGUGCAUUCUGGGCUUGACUCAGAGAGCAAAAUCCGUGGAGCUGAUAGCUGGCCUGCGAUGGAAAUCCAUUCUGUUGAGCAUCAAGCAAGCAUUGAAGCAUUUUCAAAUGCUCGGUUUGAAUUACCCCCAGAGACACUUGCUGCAGGUGAUGAGGUGGCGGCAAGUAUUGCUCCAGUGGUGCAGAAUGAGCAGCUGGAGCAACAGCAAGAAAAACAGGAGGAAUCGACAGCAGAGAAGGAUCCAUUUGCAGCGAGUGAGGCUAUAAAUAAGCAGGAGGAACUUGUGGGUGGGUUUAAGAAGAAUAAGGAUAACUCAGCCUCGGAUUUGACAGUGGCAUUGGCAGGGUUAGAAAUCACCACAUUGCCACCUGCAGCUGCUACGGAAUCAACACAUAUUGGUGUUGAAGGAUUUGAAGGGGAUUAUGGUGGAAUUGAGUUCAGCAAUGAGCAAGCUUCUCUGGGAGAAACUUUUGAAGCAUUUAGUGAUGCAUGGGGUGGGGGAUUGGAUGCAUCAGAGUUUGUCGGUACCAAGAAGGCUCCAAAACAGCAAGGCCUUGGUGGGCUUGAGCUGUUACAAACGGGGCCGGAUGGUGAAGCCGCAGCAAAAACUGCGGCAGCUGGAGCUGAAGGCACUCCACUUGAAAAUCUUUUGGUGAAGAAAACUGAAAUGAAGGGUCCUGAGAUGUACAUUUCUGAGGAGAUAAGUGCAGAGUUUAGGGAAUCUUUACUUGCUAGAGCUGGAUUGAUGGGCGUUGUUUAUUUGAGAACAUUGCCUCCGAAAACUGCUGGUGAUAAGGAAACAGAGUUUUCAUUUCAGGUUAACGGGACAAGUGCAGUUAAGAGAUUUGUUAUGCAGAGUUCUCGUGUUAGUAGCCUUGGAAAUGGGAUGUUCCAUGUUAGAACUGCGCCUUCUGAGGAUCCUAUACCCAUUUUGAAGUAUAGCUUACUCCCUAAGUUAACACCAUUGCCUUUGAGGGUUCGUCUUAUAAAACGUCACACUGGGACUCUACUUUCUGUAAUGAUACAGUAUGUCUCAAAUCCAGAUUUGCUGAUGCCACUGAAUGAUGUGACAUUUAUUUUGAAGCUGCCAGUUGAUCCUACGCUGUUGAAGGUUUCUCCUAAAGCUGUAUUGAAUAGAACUGAGAGAGAAUUGAGAUGGCACGUGCCAGAGAUUCCGGCAAAGGGUUCUCCUGGUCGGUUACGGGCUAGGAUGCCUGUGGAUUCUAGUGAAGAAGAUGGCAGUGAAGAGAUUGAUGAGAUUGUUGGUUAUGUAAAAUUUUCUGUUCAAGGAGCUGAAUCGUUGUCCAAGGUUUCUCUACGCCCUGCAUCUGAGGGUAAGACAGAUUUCUACGAAGGUAGUCACAGGUAUGAGACUGGGGUUUAUAUGUGCAAUUAAACCAUGUGACUAUGGCUGCUUGUUGACAGAUUGGUGUGUUGACUUUGUUAUUUUUGAUAGAGGUUUUGUUGUUUCUUUUCCUAUCUCAUGUUUGAGGUUUCUCAAAAAGAUUAAAGGGGUUAUAUAAUCAUGGCAUAUGGUUAUUGUGCUAAGUUGUAAUGUCAAAACUGUUAUGCCCCUUCAAUUUAUGUGUUGUUUAUGAGUUUAUCUAUUCUUCUCUUUUUAUGCCAA
This is a messenger RNA of Tripterygium wilfordii, 2399 nucleotides long. RefSeq lists its product as uncharacterized. The coding region runs from base 213 to 2168 and encodes 651 amino acids. The record is from RefSeq and is a predicted model, not a curated record. The transcript is spliced from 2 exons. Lineage: Eukaryota; Viridiplantae; Streptophyta; Magnoliopsida; Celastrales; Celastraceae.